Messenger RNA from Cherax quadricarinatus, 762 nucleotides. The record is from RefSeq and is a predicted model, not a curated record. Lineage: Eukaryota; Metazoa; Arthropoda; Malacostraca; Decapoda; Parastacidae.
AAAUGAUGCAUAUGUAUGGGUGGCGGCGGUGGUGAGGUUGUCAACAUGUCUUCAGCUGACUGGGAGGAAGUCAAGCGCCUCGCUGCUGAUUUUCAGCGAGCUCAGCUCUCCUCAGCUGUCCAGAAAUUAUCUGAACGUAACUGUGUUGAAAUUGUCAACAAGUUAGUUAAGCUUGGGUUGCUAGAGAUCUACCACACUAACGAUGGCAAGGAAUAUAUUACCCCAGCUCAACUUACUAAGGAGAUACAAGAUGAACUCUUUGUCCAUGGAGGGCGGGUGAACUUGGUGGAUCUGGUAAAUGUGUUAUCAGUUGAUCACAGUGUAAUAGAAAAGCGAGCCUCAGCUCUGGCUCACUCUGACUCCAGUAUAUCCUUUGUCCUUGGUCAGCUUAUUACACAGGAUUAUCUAGAUGCUAUUGCUGAGGAGAUAAAUGAAAAACUCCAGCAGGAAGGUUCAGUAACAAUUGCAGACCUAGUGAAGCAGUAUGAAUUACCUGGAGAUUAUAUGCUGGAGUUUAUCGUUGAUCGGCUGGGCAGCGUCAUCCAGGGACAGCAAGAUACACACGAUCGAACAGUGAUAUUUACUGAUGCCUUUGUGGCAAGAAACAAAGCUCAUGUGAGAGGUGUCUUGUGUGCCAUCACACGACCUACACAAGUAGCUUCCAUUAUUAUGCAACAUGGCUUCCAGCAGACACUAUUCUUCAGUGAACGUGAAUGAGAUGGUCCAGCACCAGAGGUGGAAGGUUGAGUGUCAUCUGGUUUU